CUGCUGUCAUGUGACGGAGCUGCAGUAACAUUGUGUGUGACGUGAAGGAAGCUUUGUGCUCAGUGACGCUCCGUGUUCUGUUGCUCGGCAGCAAAAUAGGAAACUUGAAUCUACCUGCCCCUCCUUUAGAAAAGAGAAGACGGUUGGCGAAAGGCUGCAGCAGUGACGCUUCUGACCUUGAGAUGGUGAGCACUUUCUCUCCCGUCUCGUGGGUUUGACCCCUGACCUCAGCCCAGCACUCGUGACCUGCUGUGACCCGAGACUAUGAGGACCCGACCCGGCGAGGAUGAGUCACUUCCCCCUACGAGGCCCCGAGGUCGUGCGACGGAGCAGCGAGAGGAGCAGGUCGUCAGGAGCGAGCGGGGCCGCCCUCUCCUGCGGCGCCGCGACCCUGCUCUGCGCGCUGGCCUGCUGUCUCGCGCCCGACCGAGCUCACGCCGCCAUCACUAACUACAGAUCAUACUGCGGCGAGUCCGCCUACAGCCACCGGUACUACAUGCGGAUCGUGGGCGGCCGCCCCGUCGUGGCAGGCGAAUGGCCGUGGCAGGUCGCCCUCCAGCAGAAGGAUCCCUACAGCGGCAAGGGCCUUGGCCAGCACUGCGGAGGGACUCUCAUACAUCCGUCGUGGAUCCUGACGGCUGCACACUGCAUCGUAGACCCCGUGUUCAAGUUCGCGCUGCCGCCCCCCUUCUGGAGCGUCCGCGUCGGGGAGGUGAGUCUGUCGGCCGAAACCCAUCGCCUGUACCCCGUGUCCAAGAUCAUUACGCAUAAGUUCUUCGACUCGGAGACCUGGGACAACGAUAUCGCUCUGGUCAAGCUCCGGAAGCCCCUGGACCUGGAGGAGCACGCCGGCCUCGUCAACACCAUCUGCCUGCCGGCGCGCAACAUGUCCUUCAUCGGCCUGCAGUGCUCGGUCACCGGCUGGGGGAGGACCAAGGAGCAUGGCAGCAACUCCGACCUCCUGCAGACCAUCCGGGUGCCAGUCAUGACCAACAAGAAGUGCCAGCGCGCCUACCGGAAGGUCAACCCGGUCAGCAACGGCAUGAUAUGCGCAGGCUGGGACGAGGGAGGGAUGGGGCCGUGCGUGGGCGACAGCGGCGGGCCCCUGCAGUGCCGCGAGCGCGGGGGGCCGUGGAUUCAGGCCGGCAUCACCUCCUGGGGCGUGGGGUGCGCCGCCCCCUCAUACCCGGGGGUGUACAUCAGGGUGUCAGAGUACCUCGACUGGAUUUACAAGCACCUCGAGAAGACUUAGAGCGGAGCUCCAGUGUUUUAAAACCUGAAGUCAACGUUGUUUUUGUUAUGUAUUGUUAUUAUCGCCUUCCUCACCCCUAAAGUUCACUUUACGGAAAGAUAUGCGAAAUGCAGUGAAAGUAAACUUUAAUUUGGCUACCGUUAAUUCCACAGAAGAUUACAUCGACCUUGGUAAGUGUUCAUUGGAAGGCAAAUGCGUGUUGCUCACUUCAGUAUACUUGCGGAACUGACUGAAAUACGGACACUAAUGUUGAAUUUUUACAGGAAAAGUAUGACAACUGAUCAACCAUUUUUAUUUGUUGAUUUUUCCAGUCAAAGAAACGACUGUAUCACCGAAUAUAAGAAGGAAUUUAAGUGAAAAAAAUCACAAGUGACAAGUGACAUAUGACGAAAAAGUAGAAGACUAAAAUGGGCCUUCAUGAAAGCCAGUGAGCUGAGACAAGGUGUGCAUCACCACAUGUAAGAGAAUGCGCGAUGGUGUGCAGAGGAAAUUGUGAUAAAAUGGAAAAGGAAAUAACGGUGAAAUAGCUUGUUGAAAAUAUUUCUGAUUAAGUUAUGUGUAGGUAUUUAUAAUUGUAUGAUAGUAAAAAAAAUGGCUUAGAGCAUGUGGAAAUUUGAUAGAUUCACUUGAAGGUACGAAAAACUAUAUACAGUAUCUAUGGAUAUGUUUUAUAUAUUUGACUGCAUUAUUCUUCGUAUAUUUCUAGCUGUCUAUGCGUGUCUUCUUUAUUCCAGUAUACAUAUUAAUAAAAUCAAUGAGGAAUAUAUUAACAGUUUAUCAAAUAUUUUCUGGAAUAUGAAUUAAAGACUUUUCUAAAAAGAUGCAAUCGAGACUAACUUGUAUUUUAUUGCAAAACGCAGUGUGAAACAACCCAGUGAAUAUCUAAACGUACACUCUGUAUUUCAGAGAAAAAUGUAGGACAAUUUAAAUGCUGAAUCAUAAAGGAAAGUGACUUUAUGAUCACAGGACAGUCUCCAUAGAAAAGGGUGUCUCUCAUGUCAAAAGAAUGAAACGUCAGAAUAAUCCUUAUUUAUAUCUUUAGUUCGACAGCAUAAGUGAAUAUUAUUUUUAAAAAAUAGUAUAUAUAUGAUAGAAAACAGAUGCCUUCAAAACAAAUGUACAUAACAUUGCGAUUGUACGUCAAUAUCAGAUUUGUUUAUAACGCACAGCAUAUUCCAUCGGACGAGGAAGCAGGCCACAGAAUCUCUUCUUGUCGUUUACCUCAGCCCUUGCCUUCUCUUGUGCGCGUGCACUUGCUACUCAGGAAGAAUAUGAAGGACAGACGCGACGAAUUCACAUUUACAUCCGUCGACUAUGGUACUAUAUUUGACUCAUUCAUUGUUCUAGCAGUUCACGACGCUGUAACACCUUAAGUGAGGUCAUUACUAAACACGCAUCCAUUUUCUGUUUUCCUUUUGCCUUUUGGUUAUCUAGACGCUCAUAAGCUACUCAGAGCAAUCUUCGCAUGAUGGUCUUAGCUAGAUUGCUACUCAUUUCGUCCUUUACGAAGACAGUGCUCCUUAGAGUUACACUUACCCUUAAAUUUUUGCUAUAGCACUGUAUAAAUAACAUUUAUAUAAAAUAAUUUUAUAUUAUUUGCUAAGACGCUUGGACUGAAGAGCUCUAGUCUCAAACGUGUUCCCUUCCUCUUUUAUUUCCAUAUCACUACCCCUUCUUUCUCUUUGAAUUAAUUUCGUCUUCCAACAAAAGGCGUCGAAGAGGACAAGAAAUAAGUCCCGUCGUUGCCCGAGUGUCAGCUGAGAGGCGUUUCCUGGGAGUAGCGGCCGUACCACAAGUGCCUGCCUGCUCCUCAAAUGCAUCGGUACAAGUGCAUGUAGUGCCAUCUGUCGGUGAUGGUUAGGUUAAUGAUUUUAUUUAUUGAUUUAGUUCUCUGAGCAGUGAAAACCAUCAGCGACAAAUGAUUGUUUGGUUCGUUGAGCCCUGGUAGUUCUGAGUCAAUCGAGGAUUCCCGCAGCUGGAAAGUUCGUUUCUUUGCUGCUGCUUAAUGUAGACAACAAUAUCUUCCCCUUCCGGUGAAUCUUAAAAAAGAUAACGAUCCAGAGUGGAUCAACAACUUCACAAUUCGUGACAAGAAUCGACACUUUGGUCUUACAGGCAUUAGUGUGGACGAUUCUGUUCCAAUUUCUGCUUUAAAUGAUGCCCUGGUUAUCUUUCUCGUGAUACACCGUAUUGACUGUGAUUUUGUUAUAACCUCGACGUGACCAGCACGUCUAUUGUAGAGAGUUCAAAUAUAUAUUUAAUAGGAAA
Penaeus monodon (black tiger shrimp) is the source of this 3520-nucleotide messenger RNA. RefSeq names its product mast cell tryptase-like. Gene Ontology annotation, molecular function: serine-type endopeptidase activity. The record is from RefSeq and is a predicted model, not a curated record. NCBI's taxonomy places the organism in Eukaryota, Metazoa, Arthropoda, Malacostraca, Decapoda, Penaeidae. Gene Ontology annotation, biological process: proteolysis.